Penicillium subrubescens is the source of this 1137-nucleotide messenger RNA. Its product is annotated as 3-oxo-5-alpha-steroid 4-dehydrogenase family protein. The record is from RefSeq and is a predicted model, not a curated record. The coding region runs from base 52 to 1137 and encodes 361 amino acids. The transcript is spliced from 2 exons. NCBI's taxonomy places the organism in Eukaryota, Fungi, Ascomycota, Eurotiomycetes, Eurotiales, Aspergillaceae. Gene Ontology annotation, molecular function: oxidoreductase activity, acting on the CH-CH group of donors. Gene Ontology annotation, biological process: lipid metabolic process.
GUAGUUUCUCUCCUUUACAAUCGCCUCAUUCGACUCUCUAUUCCUCUCACCAUGGGUACCGCCCUGUCCACCUCGUGGGCGUCUCUCCCGUCCAUCGCGGAGUUCUUCCCUCCAACCCCGGCGGCAUACACAACUGUCCUAACUAUUUUCCAGUACUUCCCGGUGUGCACUAUUCUGCAAUGGCUCCUUUCUUGGCACCCAGCGGGUAAAACAUCUCUUAAGAGCUCGAUGUUCAAUAUCCCUGGCCAAGUAGCUUGGUGCGCCAUGGAGAUCGUCGGUCCUAUCAACUUGCUCUACAACCUGUCCCAGACCACGCCGUCCUUGACUGAGCUGCCUGCAAUCAACCAACUGGUUGCGACUCUCUACUGUGUGCACUAUGCCAACCGCGCCGUGAUCUCACCCUUUUUCUCGGCACCGAGUAUGUCGCCCAUUCACAUUUUCGUGAUGGUCAGUGCCAUGGGCUUUAACUGGUUGAAUUCGUUUUGUCUGGCUGGGUGGUUAUCCGGCUAUGAAAUUCCUAUUUCCGGGUUCCGCACCAACGGCGCCGAGGCGCUGGUUUCUUCGUCCAUGUCUUCUGAUUCGCUCUCGCUGGUUCAGAUCCUCCCCUUCGUGGGGACUGCCUUGUUUAUUAUCGGCAUGGCUGGUAACAUCUACUCAGAGACCGCACUAUUCCGAUUCAGAAGGGAGGAAGCGGAAAAGCGUGUCGGGAAGAAAUCAGACGAUAAGGCCCCUGCCGGCGGAGUCAACAAGUUCCACAAGGUCUAUGUCAUUCCACCCGCCAAGGGCGUCUUCCGGUCUAUCCUGUACCCACACUACGUGUUCGAGUGGUUGGAGUGGACUGGCUUCGCCCUCGCUGGAGUCGUGGUAUUCCCCCUCUCUCUAUCGACGAAGGUCGGCACUGCCACUAGUGCGGCUGUUGCUCCACCGCUUCGACCUGCUCCCUGGAUUAUCCCUGCGGCAUGGGCGGCGGACCGGUUAGGAGUGCCUCUACCUCUGCCCGCUGUGCUGUUCGCGAUUAAUGCCGUUGCCAAUAUGCUGCCUCAUGCACGCUGGGGCCGGAAAUGGUAUGUUGAGAAGUUUGGGGAGAAGGGUGUUGCUGGACGAGGUGCUGUUGUGCCUUGGUGCGAAUGGAUGUGA